Messenger RNA from Xyrauchen texanus (razorback sucker), 1900 nucleotides. RefSeq names its product egl nine homolog 1-like. NCBI's taxonomy places the organism in Eukaryota, Metazoa, Chordata, Actinopteri, Cypriniformes, Catostomidae. Gene Ontology annotation, molecular function: L-ascorbic acid binding; peptidyl-proline 4-dioxygenase activity; ferrous iron binding. The record is from RefSeq and is a predicted model, not a curated record. Gene Ontology annotation, biological process: peptidyl-proline hydroxylation to 4-hydroxy-L-proline; cellular response to hypoxia. Gene Ontology annotation, cellular component: cytoplasm; nucleus. The transcript has 6 exons. The coding region runs from base 269 to 1324 and encodes 351 amino acids.
AGAACGCAGAGUACAAACACAACCACGCGCGAGGAGGAGCACCUCGCUUCAGCGGGAUGGAGCUCGCGCGGCACAACCACGAACCCUUAAAUCGUUUUUUUAACGGAAAGUGGCGGAAUAUUCGCGUGUGAUGAAACGGGCGCUGCAGAUCGCUUGCAUUUCGCUGGGUUAGUCGAAUCUGACGCGUUGUGCGUGAAAGUUAUCAGCUGAAACGGGAGGUGCGCGUGGAGCAAGACUGGAUUUAAAGGGCCAGCAGCCAGUGUUGGUAAUGCAUUACACCCAACACUGCCAGCAGCACGCAAGCUCGAGCAUGGACCGAUGCGCCACGGAUCUGGACGCGGAGCGGGAUAAACAGGUCUGCGAGCUGUGUGGCAAGAUGGAAAACCUUCUGAAGUGCGGUCGGUGCAGGAUUUCCUUCUACUGCAGCAAGGAUCAUCAAAAACAACACUGGAAAAAACACAAACUUUCAUGUAAAGAGGCUGACAAGACCAAGAUUGUACUACAAACUCCACAACAGCCUGAGAAACCAGAAGGAAAAACUGAUCCAGAUGGGAAACAUCUGAUCACCAGAUCCCAAAGUUCAGAGACUGACAGCAAAAACACACAACUCAAAUCCCAACCACAAAAACUGGCCACUGAUUAUAUUGUUCCAUGCAUGAACAAACAUGGUAUUUGUGUAGUGGACAACUUUCUGGGUGAAGACAUUGGACUGUCCAUCCUAGAAGACGUGAAAGCUCUUCAUCAGACCGGUAAAUUCACUGAUGGACAGCUGGUGAGUCAGAAAAGUGACUCUUCUAAGGACAUAAGGGGGGAUCAAAUCACCUGGAUCGAGGGGAAGGAACCUGGAUGUGAGAAGAUCCGGUUCUUGAUGAGUCGUAUGGAUGACCUGGUCAGGCAUUGCAAUGGAAAACUGGGAAACUACACGAUAAAUGGAAGGACGAAAGCGAUGGUGGCGUGUUAUCCGGGUAAAGGCACUGGUUAUGUGCGCCACGUUGAUAACCCGAAUGGCGAUGGGAGAUGCGUCACAUGCAUAUAUUACCUGAAUAAGAAUUGGGAUGCCAAGGAACAUGGGGGCAUACUGCGAAUAUUUCCAGAGGGUAAAGCUCAGUUUGCAGACAUCGAACCCAAGUUUGACCGCUUGCUUUUAUUCUGGUCUGAUAGACAAAACCCCCAUGAGGUUCAGCCUGCGUAUGCUACAAGAUAUGCCAUAACUGUGUGGUAUUUUGAUGCUGAUGAACGGGCGAAGGCUAAAGAAAAGUACCUAACAGGUGCCGGAGAAAAAGGAGUGAAGGUGGAGCUCAACAAGCCGUCUGAACCAAGCUAACGAAAGAAUCCUUAAUCCAGGAGUUUCCCAGGGACGAGUUUUGUGGAAAAAGGUGACUGGUGUCCACGGCGCUGCAAGAGAAGACGUGGAAUAUUGAAUUGAUAUUUCAAAAACCUUCAAAUGAUUCAACCACAUAGUUCCCACAAAAACCAAAUGACUUUGAAUAAGUGUUAAGUUUGGAAAAGGUACAGUACUUCGUAUUGCAUUUAUAUGAAUGCUUCCCAUGUGACUACUGUCACAGUGCUUAAGAGGAGAAAUAAAUCAAUUGGUUUUGAUUUUGGAAUGCGUUUUCUGCAUUUUGACCUGAUCUUUGAGAAUCAGGCUGCAUCUAUGCUUGUCUAUUUCUCUAUCACUGCAUCAGUAAUGACUUGAUUGUUUAAUUUUAAAGGCACUGUUGCCGGUGAGGGAGUGAAUGUUCGGCAUGUUCAGGGAAUGUUGUCUGAUAUACUGCAGCUUAAUUUUCAGUAGAUGCACAAGAUCAUUGAAAGCCGUAAUCUGUCAUAAUGUACAUACACGUUAUUGUGUAAAUUCAACAAAAUAAAAAGGCUGUUUGCGAUCUGUACGUUGUUGCAUUUG